Molecule: messenger RNA, 2508 nt
Organism: Neomonachus schauinslandi (Hawaiian monk seal)
Lineage: Eukaryota; Metazoa; Chordata; Mammalia; Carnivora; Phocidae
Gene: BBS7
Product: Bardet-Biedl syndrome 7
Exons: 19
Coding region: 165-2312 (715 amino acids)
Biological process (GO): intracellular transport; intracellular protein localization; non-motile cilium assembly
Cellular component (GO): axoneme; membrane; BBSome
Molecular function (GO): protein binding
Source: RefSeq, a predicted model, not a curated record
CGGACGCCGCUGUCCUGACGCCUUGCCUUUGCAUGCCGUACUGAGGCUGCUGGGGUUGUUCUUUCGAGGGGACGCGAGCGGUACCCCUUCAGAGGCCUGGGCUGUGGCAGCCUCUGUCACUCCUGUGCGGUCCCGGCGCUGCGCAGCGCGUUGGUGCCACCGUCAUGGAUCUAAAUUUAAACCGAGCGGAUUAUUUACAGGUGGGAGUGACCUCUCAGAAGACUAUGAAGCUACUUCCUGCCUCAAGACAUAGAACUACACAAAAGGUGGUUAUUGGAGAUCACGAUGGGGUAGUUAUGUGCUUUGGCAUGAAAAAAGGAGAAGCAGUGGCAGUGUUCAAGACUUUACCGGGGCAGAAGAUUGCAAGAUUGGAGCUAGGAGGGGUUCUUAACACACCCCAGGAGAAAAUUUUUAUUGCUGCAGGAUCUGAGAUUAGAGGCUUCACAAAGAGAGGAAAACAGUUCCUCUCUUUUGAAACCAACCUCACUGAAAGCAUUAAAGCUAUGCAUAUAUCUGGCUCAGACCUCUUUCUCAGUGCAAGUUACAUCUAUAACCAUUAUUGUGAUUGCAAAGACCAACAUUAUUACCUUUCUGGGGACAAAAUCAAUGACAUCAUCUGCCUUCCAGUGGAAAGAUUACCUCGUAUUACACCGGUAUUGGCCUGCCAGGACAGAGUGCUCAGAGUUUUACAGGGAUCUGAUGUGAUGUAUGAAACUGAAGUGCCUGGCCCACCUACUGUUUUAGCACUACACAACGGAAAUGGCGGUGACUCUGGAGAAGACCUUUGGUUUGGAACAUCAGAUGGAAAACUUGGGCUUAUUCAGAUCACUACCUCUAAACCAAUACACAAGUGGGAAAUUCGAAAUGAGAAAAAGCGGGGAGGGAUUUUGUGUGUUGACAGCUUUGACAUUGUGGGUGAUGGGGUUAAGGAUUUACUUGUUGGGAGAGAUGAUGGAAUGGUGGAAGUGUACAGUUUUGACAAUGCAAAUGAGCCUGUUCUACGAUUUGAUCAGAUGUUGUCUGAAAGUGUCACAUCUAUCCAGGGUGGUUGUAUAGGGAAAGAUGGCUAUGAUGAAAUUGUGGUAUCCACAUAUUCAGGCUGGGUUACAGGUCUGACAACAGAGCCUGUACAUAAGGAAAGUGGACCAGGAGAAGAACUGAAAAUUAAUCAGGAGAUGCAGAAUAAAAUUUCUUCUUUAAGGAGUGAGCUGGAACAUCUGCAGUAUAAGGUACUACAGGAAAGAGAGAAAUAUCAACAGUCUUCUCAAUCAAGCAAAGCAAAAUCAGCAGUACCUUCAUUUAGUGUAAAUGAUAAGUUCACAUUAAAUAAAGAUGAUGCCAGCUACAGUCUCAUCUUAGAGGUACAGACAGCGAUAGAUAACGUCUUAAUACAGAGUGAUGUUCCAAUAGACUUACUUGAUGUGGAUAAAAAUUCUGCUGUUGUCAGCUUUAGCAGCUGUGAUUCUGAGUCAAAUGACAACUUUCUUCUCGCUACUUAUCGGUGCCAGGCAAAUACUACAAGGCUGGAACUCAAGAUUCGUUCAAUUGAAGGCCAGUAUGGCACACUUCAAGCAUAUGUGACUCCAAGGAUUCAACCUAAAACCUGUCAGGUCCGCCAAUACCUUAUCAAACCCCUUUCACUCCAUCAAAGAACUCACUUUAUUGAUCAUGACAGACCCAUGAAUACACUGACUUUAACGGGCCAAUUCAGUUUUGCUGAAGUUCACUCCUGGGUGGUUUUUUGCCUGCCUGAAGUUCCUGAAAAACCUCCAGCAGGAGAAUGUGUGACAUUUUACUUUCAGAACACCUUCCUGGAUACACAACUUGAAAGUACCUACAGAAAAGGAGAAGGAGUUUUUAAAUCUGACAACAUUUCUACUAUAUCCAUCCUAAAAGAUGUGCUCUCUAAAGAAGCUACCAAAAGGAAGAUUAACCUCAACAUAUCAUAUGAGAUAAAUGAAGUAUCAGUCAAACACACUUUAAAGCUAAUCCACCCAAAGCUGGAGUACCAGUUGCUUUUGGCUAAGAAAGUGCAAUUAAUUGAUGCUUUAAAAGAGUUGCAGGUUCAUGAGGGAAAUACAAAUUUUCUGAUACCAGAAUAUCGCUGUAUUCUAGAAGAGGCAGAUCACCUACAGGAAGAAUACAAAAAGCAACCUGCACAUCUUGAAAGACUGUAUGGCAUGAUCACUGAUCUUUUCAUAGAUAAGUUCAAGUUCAAAGGCACCAAUGUAAAAACCAAAGUACCUCUUUUACUGGAGAUUCUGGACAGUUAUGACCAAAAUGCAUUGAUUGCUUUCUUUGAUGCUGCAUGAACUAUAAACAAGGUAAAGUUCCAAAGGAAUCUUUUUAAACGAAAUAUGUUAAAACAGAAUUAUGGCACAAGCUAACUGUACGUACUUUUAUUUCAAAUGCUUUUUAAUAACGUCUAAAAAUAUUUAAGAUGUGACUUCUUUUAGUAAUGCUUCUAUUUGGAGAAAUGGAGCUUUUUAAAAAUAGAGUUUUUAUUUU